CAGGAGGUGAAAGGAGAGAGGCUUUCAGCCGCUUCCUCACCAACAAGGUCAGAAGAAAGGGUUUUGGUUGGAAAGAAUACGUUGAUUUGCUGGAUGAACGGGAAGUUGACAUGUCAGCAAACACGGAAACGCAGCUGGCAACGGAACUUCAAGCCAAGGGAGGGCCAAACGAUGCCGUGGUGAACGACACUCGUGCUGUUGCGUUUGUUGUGCUUGAUUCUGCUAAUGAAAAAAAAAAUACACUCAACCUGUUAUUUCUACGAAAAAUUCUGACAUCGCCAUGGACGUCCUUGCGCAACGCUCACGACAAGGCAAGAGACAAAUCGUUACAGGAUGAAGAUUUGAUUUUGGCUGAUGACCUGGCCAAGCACCCAACAACCACCCAUAACGCACGUGGCGAGCUCAAGUUAUUUGACGAGGGCAAAACAGAAAAAAAUCAUGUUGGCCUCAAAGCAUCGGAGUUUCAAAAGUACCGCAACUAUCUGGACGAGGAUAAAAGAAUGAACAAGCUGGCGAAGUUGAAGAAGGAAGAAAAGAAAGAGAAAAGAAAGAAAACUUGUUGCUCUAUGAACAACGUAUGA
This is a messenger RNA of Cylindrotheca closterium, 581 nucleotides long. Lineage: Eukaryota; Bacillariophyta; Bacillariophyceae; Bacillariales; Bacillariaceae. The record is from the annotation of a GenBank genome assembly.